Molecule: messenger RNA, 658 nt
Organism: Passer domesticus (house sparrow)
Lineage: Eukaryota; Metazoa; Chordata; Aves; Passeriformes; Passeridae
Product: serine/threonine-protein kinase PAK 1-like
Exons: 6
Coding region: 17-658 (213 amino acids)
Biological process (GO): protein phosphorylation; intracellular signal transduction; regulation of MAPK cascade
Cellular component (GO): cytoplasm
Molecular function (GO): ATP binding; protein serine/threonine kinase activity
Source: RefSeq, a predicted model, not a curated record
UGAACUCUGGCUGGUUAUGGAGUACAUGGAUGGAGGUGCCCUGAGCGAUGUCAUCAAUGAGACUCACAUGUCUGAAAGAGAGAUUGCAGCCGUCAGUCGGGAGUGCCUGCGAGGACUGGAUUUUCUUCACUCCAACCACAUGAUCCACCGAGGUCUGAAGAGCUGCAACAUCCUUCUCAGAACCGAUGGCUCUGUCAAACUGGCUGACUUUGGCCUCUUUGCUCAGCUCACUCCUGAGCAGAGUAGACAGAGCUCCGUGGCCAGCACUUCUGUGUGGAUGGCGCCUGAAGUGGUGACAGGUCAACCAUAUGGCCCCAAAGUGGACAUAUGGUCUUUUGGAAUCGUGGGCAUUGAAAUGGUGGAAGGAGAAGCUCCUUACUGGAAAGAAACUUCUGGCAUGCACAUCAGCAUCUGCUGUAGCUUUGGUUGCAUCAGAAGGGAAGUGGCAGUUCAGAAACCUAAGCAGUUCAGACACCUAACCAGUUCAGAAACCUGCCAUUUAGGCCUCCAGCCUCAACUCAUGAUAGCCAGACGAGGGAUACAAAAGCUGCUGCAGCCCAACCUGUUUUCACCUUGGCUGUGUGACUUCCUGAGCUGCUGCCUGCAGGCAGACGAGGAGCGGCUCUGGUCUGCCAAGGAGCUCCUGCAGGCUGAAUAA